Pelagomonas calceolata is the source of this 1050-nucleotide messenger RNA. The record is from the annotation of a GenBank genome assembly. NCBI's taxonomy places the organism in Eukaryota, Pelagophyceae, Pelagomonadales, Pelagomonadaceae.
AAAAAAUAAUUACGCAAGGGAGAGCAGGCUCACCGCGCCGCACCCCGCGCACGCCCCACGGGCAUCACGCCCGGCGGACGGUCCGAGGGCACGCAGGAAGCGCUGCCCCGCCGGCCAUAACAACAAUGGCGGCCCCCAACAGCCGGCAGAUGAACGCCCUGCCCAAGGACGGCAAGCACCGCCACCUGCGGCCCCAGAUCACGGGCUACACGUCCAAACUCAGGAAAAAGGAGUUAGGGGAUACGCUCAGCGGUACGGAAACGAUUCUAGACCGGUUGCGGGGCUACAACACGCCGCCGGCCGCAAGACCGCUAUCCAAGGCCCAGCAGUACCGCAAGGAGCACGAAGAUUUACACGUCUCCCUCGAGGCGAUGGAGCUGGCGCGGUGGCGGGCGAAGUACGCCAAAAAUACGACAUUAACGAGGUACGGGCGGGAACGGGCGGAGCUCCACGUGCCUCAUAGAAGGCCCUGCUACGAGCCGACGCCCAUCUACGACGGCCUGGCGCGGGACGCCCGGAUUUUAGCAAGGGAAAAAGAGAGGAAGCCGCCGGAGUGGCUCGCGAUGGUGCGCGCCGAGGGCCGGAAACAAAAGAGGCCGCUCUCGGCCCGUUUAGGUUUUAGGCGGAAGGAGGCGAAGGCCGAGGUGAUUGAGAGAGACAGCUUCGGCAAGCGGCUCCCUUCCAAUAGACCGGUCUCCGCGCCGGCGGGACGGAAGCCCGGUUCAUUAGCUUACCGCAUCUUCGGCGCGGGCAAGGCGAAGCCUGCGAAAGAGCCGGUGGACGCCCUCCAGCAAGCCUACGAGAAGCGCGGCGAGGAGUACGACAAGUUCCAGGACGCCCGGGUCGAGGGCGGGGUCAAGCGCAAGGAGCAGGUCGCCAAGUCUAUCUUCAUGGGUGGGUGGGCCACCUAGUCUUGGCGAUGGUCGACGUGCUGUCACGCCGCCUCGACGCCGUCGCGGCGAUGGCGUGCCGGCGAGAGCUACACCACCGCCACGCCAUCGGCGCGAGGCGUCGCGUAAUGUCCCUGUUGUGAAUAACACUAACUAAGCC